AUGCGAUACCGCUCUAGUCGGAAACCUAGAAGAUGGAGUUUUCUAACCUGGUUUCCUCGUCCAUCUCGUGAACGACAUCUAUUUUGGUGGCCACGGAGGAGUAGACAGCUUCUAGGGGUGGUGUUCGUGAGCAUCCAUCUGAGUGGUAUGGGCGUCCUUGGAAUUUGGCACUGGGGAGUUCUUAGAAUCCGUGGGCUCAACCCAUCUUUACCUCCAACUGAAUGUUUCGAGAGGAUCAACACGACCUACCUCUUCAUGGACUUUCCGAUUACCAGCCGGAGAAUCCGCAUUCUAUCACUCGCCUUCUAUUCAUUCAUGGUGAUCCCGGUUGUCAAUAUCGAAAUCUCCGUCAUGCUCGUCAACAUCAUCAGCUGGUUAAUCGUAUCCCCUACCCGAAGAGCGUUUCGUCGAGUAAUCCCACAAGCUCUGGUGUGGGUUUACACCGUAUUGACAGUCCUCGUUUACGGUCGUGAGUGGGAGUGGCUGGAACCUCGGUUGAAGUGCCUCACGGCGGUACUCUUUCCAUUGAUAAUUGCUGUGCAUACCGUCAUUGACACGGAGUUCAUGAUAAAAAAGAACAUGCCGUUGAUUGGAACUGAGGAAUCGCGUUGGACGUUCGGUCAAAUCCUGGCUCUUAUGCUAGUCAUCCUCCCAUUGCUCCAAGCCCUAUCAAUGUUCACGAAGGGUACCCCGCUCGGAAAACGGCUCUGGAGAUGGGCUGCGAAUAUCAAUCACUCGCCAACACAGAAUCGUCGCUUCAACAUCGAUUUUCUAUGGCUUAUGCGAAGCCUUCUCCUUCCGAGUCAACCAUGGUCAAACCUUUACAACGAACUCAACGACGAGUUCUCAAAGGCUCGGUGUGCUGUUGCUGAUCUCGGGAAGGAGAUUGUGGAUUUAACCGACGUCGAGAGUAGCACAUCUCACCUGUCACUCCCCUGCGUCGCCGCAUCCGCCGUUUUCGCACUAAGGUCUUUACUAUUCUUAGCAGACCAGACUCUGAAAAUCACAAACGAGACAUUCACCUUUCCCGGGCAUCCUCCCCUUAUUGCUCCCAUCAUUACAGGACCUGAUAGCCUCCCCGGUUCAUCUUUGACCUUCGAUGAGGAACGAUUCUACCAGCGGAGGCGGAGGCGCAGGGCAAAACCAAAAUACCCUCAGGCUCGCCGCGAAGAGGAUGCUGAGAAAGACAAGGAACAGGAGCAAAGGAAUGCGGAGGCUCGUAUCGAACUUGCGUUGAAACAACUCAAACACGCGUUGACAGAAGCGAGAGACAAAGUUUCCAUAGCCCAGAGCGUGCGGUUUCCGGAUAUCGAGGGUGCCAGUCGUUACAACGCAGUAGCCAGUCACCUAAGGCACCUCCUCAUAGUCCUUGACACGACCCUCAUCACUUCCAAGAACCUCGAGUUGACAAGAGCAUGCUAUUUGCGAGAAGAGACCAGCAAUCCGGAUCGAUAUCAUGUUUGUCACUUCAAUUAUCGGGACGCCGUCGGACAGAUGAGUGCAAAUCUUGUUUACGAUUUGGGGGGAAUGUUCGAGAGAGACUUCAAGGAGCGAGAAAAGAAUCAAGAAGGCGGGGUAGACUUGUCGGACCUGAAGGAGCUUUUCGAUGACAAAAGCCAAGCAGGUUCGUCCUCCAACGAGUAG
This is a messenger RNA of Marasmius oreades (fairy-ring Marasmius), 1644 nucleotides long. RefSeq lists its product as uncharacterized. The transcript has 2 exons. NCBI's taxonomy places the organism in Eukaryota, Fungi, Basidiomycota, Agaricomycetes, Agaricales, Marasmiaceae. The record is from RefSeq and is a predicted model, not a curated record. Bases 1 to 1644 code for a protein of 547 amino acids.